Messenger RNA from Didymodactylos carnosus, 1740 nucleotides. The record is from the annotation of a GenBank genome assembly. NCBI's taxonomy places the organism in Eukaryota, Metazoa, Rotifera, Eurotatoria, Philodinida, Philodinidae.
AUGACCGGAAUAGCAAUUUUUGAAGAUCUUACGAAGAUGGACAAAUGGUUAUUAGAUCAGGCACGUGAAGUAUUGGCUGAUGAAGAUAAAACAUAUGUCGUGGUGGUAGAACCAGAUUGGAUUGAUAUGAAUGAUUAUACUGAGCAUUUAGAUGCAGUUUUGACUGAGUUUAGAAGUAAUACAUGUUAUAAGAAUGCUGAUAUUAUUCAGUUGGGAGACUUUAACGCUCAUAACUUCGAUUGGUGUCCUACUAAACCUUCCACUUCUCAAGGGAAAAUUUUACGUUUAUUCAGUGAAAGUGUACAAUUGUACCAGAUAACUGAAAAGCCUACGAGACCAAAAUCAGCAACGUGUUUAGAUUUAAUUUUUGUUGAUAACUUGAACUUAGUUAAGGAAUUAGAGAUUUUACCUGAGCUAGCUUCCACUUGUGAUCAUAAUGUUUUGAAAUUAAACCUUAACUUACUCCAACCCACAGUUACACAGCAUGAUAAGACUAUGUACGAGUAUCGGAAUGCAAAUUGGAGUGAAUUUCGCAGCAAACUGGCGGAUAUUAAUUGGAUGAAUCUUAUUUCAGGAAUGAGUCUUGAUGAUGGUGCCGUGGUUAUAGAAAAAAUGAUAUCACAAAUUGCAGAUUCAAUCAUUCCACAUAAAAGUGUUACCGUUAAGUCUAGUGACUGUCCAUGGUUUAAUGAUAGGUUAAGAGAACUGCUAAAAAGGAAACAUGAGUUAUAUAGGGCACAUUGUAAGUUCAACACUGCAAGCACGGCUGCGAAAUCCCGAAAUGUAUCUAAAGAAUUUGAUAGAGCUUGUAAGUUGGUGAAAAAGGAGUAUUAUCAGAAAUUAUCAAGAGAGAUGAACUGUUCGUCAAAAUCAUGGUGGCGUUUGGUUAAAAAUACGCUGAAUAAAGGAAAACGUAGUUCUAUACCACCGCUUCUAGAUGCGAAUUCAAACGAGCAGUUAACUGAUCCUAAGCAGAAAGCUGAACUUUUAAAUCAACAUUUUGCUGCGGUUUGUUCGAUGCCGAUCACAGAAGCGAAUGAUGUUCCAACAGUAAUUCCAACGCAAAGUAAAUUUGCAAUGUCAAGCUUUACUGUUUUGGAAACCGAGGUAUUUGAGCUGUUGGCUAAAGUUGAUUGUAACAAGGCCAGCGCGCCGGGGUUGUCAGCUAGAAUUGUUCGAGAAGCGGCUCCGAUUAUAUCACCUAUCAUCACUUAUUUAUUUAAUGAAUCGUUAAAACAAGAAUUGUUCCCUCAAAAGUGGAAAACGGGCUAUGUUACUGCAAUUUUUAAGUCCGGUAAUCCACAUGAAGUAAAUAACUAUCGACCAAUAACACUACUGCCGAUUAUUUCUAAGGUAUUUGAGCGAUUAAUUUAUCGUAAAGUGUAUGGUUAUUUAACUAAGUAUCAACUGUUAAGUGCUAAUCAGUCUGGUUUUAGACAUGGAGACUCGACUGUCAAUCAACUGAUUGCAAUUGUUCAUGAAAUUUUGUUAGCGUUUGAUAAGAGUGAGAGAGUUUUGAGCGUUUUUUUUGAUUUUCAAAAGGCAUUUGAUACCGUUUGGCAUAAAGGAUUGUUGACGAAGUUAAAAGCGAAAGGCAUACCUCAGUCCUUAGUGAAUUGGUUCGAUAGUUAUCUUCAUGGGAGAGACAUUAUAACAACUGUUGAUGGUUUUGUGUCAUCAAAAAGAAAUGUCAAUCGAGGGGUACCCCAAGGCUCUGUCUUGGGACCCUACUAUUUUUAA